Molecule: messenger RNA, 2290 nt
Organism: Nylanderia fulva
Lineage: Eukaryota; Metazoa; Arthropoda; Insecta; Hymenoptera; Formicidae
Gene: Mvb12
Product: multivesicular body subunit 12-like Mvb12
Biological process (GO): viral budding; virus maturation; endosome to lysosome transport via multivesicular body sorting pathway
Cellular component (GO): cytosol; ESCRT I complex
Source: RefSeq, a predicted model, not a curated record
CCAUCGUCUCGUACCAUCACGUGCGUCAACGAUUUUGUUAACAAAGUUUCUUUCUUUGUGAGAACAACGGUUGAGCAAAAGAAAUGGUCGCGGAAUCUCAACUGAUUAUCUCCAGACGAGAAGCAUCUCAAAGAUGAGGAGAUGAAUGGAAAUUCCCCGGUUGUCGUUGUUUCGCAAGAUUCCGGAUACUCGAGUUAUUUUUCUGUCUUACGACAGCGAGUGACGAUGACUGGCCGGAGCGUUAAUGUAUCCGGAAUCUUAGCAAUGUCAAAGAAGACCGGCUGCAAGAUGCUAGUCCAUCAAGUGUCGGCCGUGCUUCCGGACGACAGGCCAAUAACUGCCAUUAGCGUUGUCGAAGACGUAGACAAGUGUCCGCCGAACUACACAGUGGUGUCGAGAACGUACGACCAGGACACCGACGCCGAUCUGUGGAGAGAAAACGGACUAUUCAUUAAGAAGAAGGGAAGAUACAUCUGCUUCUCGAAAACCGAGGGCCCGCCUGGUUGCGUGGUUGAAGAUAUCGUGGUGAUUAACGAACGAGACACUCCACCGGAAGGAUACAAUAUGAUUUCGUAUACCGUGGAUUCGAGGCAAAAGGCCUGGCGGAAGAAACAGGUGUGCUAUAAAAUUAGGAAUAAGAACUCGUGCGCGAAAGCAGUCACAGAUAUUAUAAUAUGCAGUAGGAUAAUCCACAAGGACUCCAAAUUAGCGCCUAUUGGGUUUUCCGCUGCCGGAGUUAUAAAUGGUGUUCGCGUAUGCUAUAAAACAGUAGAUAUCAUAAAUGCGAAUUCGGAUACACAGCCAUACGUUAAUAUAGACUUACUACAAAGCCCUUCUCCGAAUCCUUCGAACGGAUCUCCUCACAGACCAGCCCCCGAGAGGCCCCCGAAACCAAAGUUCGCGCCAAAAGCAGUCAACGGGAUCUAUCCGCAAAUUGGUAGCGGAGCUAAUAAGGACAAUGACGAGUCUGGCGAUCGAGAUUACGAAGUACUGAGUCUUAAUGCGAGAAUCAGACCCACGAGGCCGGCGCCUCAACCGCCCACGUCCGCCUUGCCCGUCCCUGUCGGUUCGACGACCGUUUACGGCACACUUCCGGGCUCGUCCGAUCUCGAUGGAGUUCCGUUCGCGCUUAAUCCUCGUCUUAUCACUAAUCAUCCUGAUUCUGCGAGUAGCAAACUUCCUGUUAUCAAAGUGUGGACACAAAGAGAUUUGGAUAGAGAGUUCUUCUACGACUUCCGUGCGGAGAGGGAGACUUGAAGGACGCGACAUUUGUGCCAGAACCAAUUCUGCGAGUUUUCGUGAGCGAGACCUUCCUGCCGUUAUAUUCAUACACGUUUGUAUCCGAUAUAAUUAAUAUUAGCCAAACAAGCGUAAAUGGAGUGCCUGAACGAAUGAUUUAUAUACUAACGCGCGAAAGAGAAUCGAACCGCACGACGCUUACAAAAAAAAAUUGGGGAUUGUGUACUGCUCUUGAGAAGGAAUAACAUAAAAAAAACUUACUCGACUUACAUAAAAAAACUUACUGUUCGCGUUUCUUCUUCUCACGCCCCACUUUUAGAUUUUGAUACCGGUUGAUAGCGUUGUCAUAUUUUUAUAGACUUGCGUUAUAUCUUUCAGAUAGAUAGUAGAGAUUAUAUAUGUAUAAAAAAUAUAUGUACACACACACGCAAUUUGUAUUAUAAUUAGAGAUUUUUUGCGUAUCUCACAAAUAUCGCAUAACUUGAACGCUUGUAAACUAUUGUGCGCACGAACAAAUGCAUAACUUUAUUGACAGUGGCAGCGCGUUCUCGUUGCGUAUUCAGUACUGAAUCCUAAGUUCGUGGCGAGAAUGCACAUCACAAAAGCUAUUUAAUUUAAUUUAAUUUCCUCCUAUUUCAUCUUUGAUGCGAUAUAUGUAUACUAUUUUUUAUACGGAGAUUCGAAUAUUUAUCCUGCAAUUUUUGAUUAAAUUGCUUCUCCCUCCUCCUCUUUGUGUUGUAAUAUAAUAUUUUUUGUUUGCAUACUCACAUUUGUAUCUAUAUCUAUUCUAUUUAAAAGCAUAUAUAUAUAUGAUUGUGUUGAAGAAAAAAAUCAUGUCUUCGAAAUCGUCGAGAUCCGCGACGUUAGAUCUUAUUCUUCCAAUUGAGACCUCUCAUCGUUCUAUUCUUUGAAAAUUAAAUUCGUACCUUAUGGUAAGAUUCCUCGUCGAAUGUACGCGAACGUAAUUUAAUUGUAAGAUAGAGAGACCCGUGUAUAUGUUAAUAAUAGUUUUAAUAAAAGAUGAUGUGGGUGAGAAGUGAACUACCAAACA